AUGAUUAAUAAAAAAGAACGGAUUUACAUGUUUAUCUACCGUUGUUUCUCUCCAUCUCUCUCAGUCUGUCUGUCUAUCUAUGUAUCUAUCUGCCUGUCUUUUCAUUCCUCUCUAUCUAUCUAUCUAUCUAUCUAUCUAUCUAUCUAUCUAUCUAUCUCUGUCUUUUCAUUUCUAUCUGUUCUCAUGUGCUCAUAUGUUCAUAUUUAUGUUCAUAUCUGUCUUUUCAGUCCUAUCUAUCUAUCUAUCUAUCUAUCUAUCUAUCUAUCUAUCUAUCUAUCUUUUCAUUUCUAUCUAUCUAUCUUUUUAUUCCUGUCUGUUCAUAUCUAUGCUCAUCUUCUCUCUAUCUCAGUUUCUAUCUAUCUAUCUAUCUAUCUAUCUAUCUAUCUAUCUAUCUAUCUAUCUCUGUCUUUUCAUUUCUAUCUGUUCAUAUCUAUGCUCAUAUGUUCAUAUCUAUGUUCAUAUCUGUCUUUUCAUUCCUAUCUAUCUAUCUAUCUAUCUAUCUAUCUAUCUAUCUAUCUAUCUAUCUAUCUAUCUAUCUUUUCAUUCCUGUCUGUUCAUAUCUAUGCUCAUCUUCUCUCUAUCUCAGUUUGUUCAUAUCUAUCUAUCUAUCUAUCUAUCUAUCUAUCUAUCUAUCUAUCUCAAUUUCUGUUCUUUCCUCUUUUCUCCCUUCUCUUCUCUUUUCCCUCUCUUCUUCUCUCCUCCUUUUCAACGUCUUUCUCUUCCUUUUCUCUUUCAUUUUUUACUCUUCCUCACUUCCGGCAGCUCCUCCUCUUCCCCCCCCCCUCUGAUCCUAUUUCCACUCCCUGUUUCUGCUCUUCUCCCUUUUUCCUUCAUUUUCAUUCGCUACUCCUCCGCCUUCUCUUCCUUUUCUCUUCAUCUUUUUUUCUUCGCCUCUUCUCCUUCUGCCUCUUCUUUUAUUGCUGUCUCUCUUUCACUCCUCCCGUCUAUUAUUAUUCUUUACCCUCCUUUUCUUUAUUCUCCUCUUCCUCUUCCUUUUCCUUUUCUUCGACUCAUUCAAAUGACACCAAACAAUGCAGGCCACAUUCUGUCAUGUCAUGUUCUGUUCAUAUCUAUCUAUUGUGCACAAAUUUUAUCCUAACAAAUUUGUGCCUCCUAAUUUCGUCAGUCUACAUUAUAUAUCGUUUUUGUCAUUGUCUCUUUCUUUCUUUCUUUUUUUCUUUAUUUUUCUUUCUUUCUUUCUUUCUUUCUUUCUUUCUUUCUUUCUUUCUUUCUUUCUUCUUCACUUGUCCCUACAUCAACCCGUUAUCUUCCUGGCGACGCCCAAUGCCAUUUGCUCAUUACCAAAUUCUGAUUAUGCAUAUCUAUCUAUCUAUCUAUCUAUCUAUCUAUCUAUCUAUCUAUUUUGUGCAGUCUAUCUAUCUAUCUAUCUAUCUAACUAUCUAUCUAUCUAUCUCAUUCUGUUUGCAUAUAAAUUUAAUUUAUCUAUCUAUCUCAUUCUGUUUGCAUAUAAAUUUAAUCUAUCUAUCUAUCUAUCUAUCUAUCUAUCUAUCUAUCUAUCUAUCUAUCUCAUUCUGUUUGCAUAUAAAUUUAAUCUAUCUAUCUAUCUAUCUAUCUAUCUAUCUCAUUCUGUUUGCAUAUAAAUUUAAUCUAUCUAUCUAUCUAUCUAUCUAUCUAUCUCAUUCUGUUUGCAUAUAA
Molecule: messenger RNA, 1656 nt
Organism: Acanthosepion pharaonis
Lineage: Eukaryota; Metazoa; Mollusca; Cephalopoda; Sepiida; Sepiidae
Source: the annotation of a GenBank genome assembly